UCAGCCUGCCUCUAUCUGGGCUCCAAACCACACUGCCAGGGUCCGACCCAGACACAGCACACCAUAGGGUCCCCACUACAGUCUCUCUGCAGCAAGAGAGGGGGAAGGAGGGGAAGAGGAAGAAGAUAGAAGGAUUCAGGGAGAUUAACAGUGAUAUAGUAUCUUUCUUUCUGAGCUCUACUUUAUUAAUCACUUUCUUCUCUCUCUCUCUCUCUCUCUCUCUCUCUCUCUCUCUCUCUCUCUCACACACACACUCUCUCUCUGUCUCUCUCUCUCUCUCUCUGUCGCUCUCUGUCUCUCUCUCUCUGUGUGUGUGUGGAGCCUCAUUGCCUUGCCAGGAUAAGUUGCCGUGUAGAGUUUGAGGAAGGAAAUAGUCAAAGCUACAAUGGGCCAACAGAAUGGAGUAUAACAUAGAUUUCUAUAAGCAUUUUGCCUGGCUGAAAAAGGUAAACCAGCGGUCCCCCGUGAACGGCGAGACUUACCAAGAACGGUUGACACGCUUAGAGGGAGACAAAGAGUCCCUUGUCCUCCAGGUGAGCGUUCUGACGGACCAGGUGGAAGCUCAGGGAGUAAAGAUCUGUGAUCUGGAAAGCUCCCUGGAGGAACACCAACACAAGCUAAACUCUACAGAAGAGAUGCUGCAGCAGGAGCUCCUUAGCAGGACGUCACUGGAGAGUCAGAAGUUGGAUCUGAUGGGAGAGGUGUCUUACCUGAAACUGAAGCUGGUGGACAUGGAGGAGAAACAGAUUCAUGGAGUAGAGAGGAAACAUAAAGCAGAGAGUGUUGUGAACUUGAUUAGUGAGCUGCAGGAGCAGAUGUGUAGGUUUCAGCAGGAAAUCAAUUGCAGGAUCUGGGAGAAAACAGGCCAGGCUGACAGUAGCCCACAGGAGGCCUGCGACACUGGGUCCACGGAGGCCCAAAACCCAGACCAGGGGCUCGCCUGUGAGGGUAGCCCAGAGGAGGUACAUGACAGUGGGCUGGAGGGGCCUCCUGACGUGAUCCCAGGCGUGGAGAAUUGCUCCAGUACUUCUGAGAAGCAGUGCUGCUGUGGAGAGAGUGUCAUACUUCAAGAGCUCAGACUUUUCAAGGAGAAAGUAGGCCAUCUUGAAGACCAGAAGUCCCAGUAUGAGAGGAGACUCAAAGCAACAAAGGCACAGAUAUCAGACCUCCAGCAGCUCCUGCUCAGUAAGAAUGCUGAGAUAGACAGCCUGCACGCACAGCUCCUGGCCAGACCACUGUCCACUGAGACCUCCGAGAGAGAGGAUAUGUAUAGGAGAAGGCUCAACAAUAAGCACCAGGAGCUCCAAAGGUUAAAGACGGGAAUGGAGGCACUGCUGGUUGCCAAUGAUGACAAGGACCAGCGUAUUGAGGAGCUCACGCUGCUCUUAGUCCAGUGCAGACAGUUCAGAGACGUUGUGACCCCAAGACAAGCUUCACCCACUAUCCUCUCAGUAUCCAAUGAGAGGACUCUGUCGAGCAGUAGUGAGGAAGAGGAGCAUGGAGUGGUGAUGAGGACAGUUCCUCCCAGUGCACUCCCUGAGAACACAAAGACUGAGAUGUCCUUCAGCAGUUCGUCCCCCCAGCUCGUGUCCCACCUGCCAACCCAGAAGGAGAGAGAACUCUGGCCGCAUCCCAGACUUUUAUCAAGCAGUAUGGACAACCUACAGAAUGGAUCUUCACCAAAGAAUGGGCCUGUAGAUAACAGGUGCCAGACCUUGCCGGUGAAGGCCUCCCUCCCAGAGCAUAAUGGAGAGUGCAGUGAGAGACAGAGCCAAAGGUCUCCAGAGGGGAGUGAAGAUGGAGACUCAAGAAAGACAGAGCAAAUGGAUGACACCGCAUCCUCUGACCUUUCACCCCAGUCUUCAGUGGUGGAGUCAGGUCAACAGACUAUUGGCUCACCAGAGCACCUGAAGAACAAUAACAGUAUCAGAAAGCUCUGGGGAAAGAUCAAGCGGACACAGUCAGGGGGUCUGCAGGGAGAGGACCUGGAACCAAACCAGUUUAGGAGAGGGGGGCUGCGUGCCACAGCGGGGCCAAGACUGACCCGGACCCCUGAGUCUGGCAGCUCUGUUUGGGAUAUGAACACUCCAUUCAGCCAGUGGACCAGGGAGCAAGUGUGUGGUUGGCUGGAGGACUAUGGUCUGGGUCAGUACGUCAACCUGACCCGGCAGUGGGUCGACAACGGACAGACGCUCCUGUCUGCAAGGCCACAGGACUUUGAGAAGGAAAUGGGUAUCAAACACCCGCUACACAGGAAGAAACUACAGCUGGCUCUAAGGGGGUUCAGUACUAAAGCCCUGGAAAAGUCCUCUGAACUAGACCACAUCUGGGUUACACGAUGGUUGGAUGACAUAGGCCUUCCUCAGUACAAGGACCAUUUCCACGAGGGACGAGUGGAUGGCAGGAUGCUCCAGUAUCUCACCGUGAAUGACCUGCUUUUCCUGAAGGUGACCAGUCAGCUCCAUCACCUCAGUAUAAAGUGUGCUAUCCACGUCCUCCACGUCAACAAGUUCAACCCCCACUGCCUCCGACGCAGGCCUGGAGAGGAGAGAAACCCCUCUCCCUCAGAAGUGAUCCAAUGGUCCAACCAUCGUGUGAUGGAGUGGCUUCGGGCAGUGGACCUGGCUGAGUAUGCACCCAACCUACGGGGCAGUGGGGUCCAUGGAGGUCUCAUUAUUCUGGAGCCGCGGUUCAGCUCUGAGACCCUGGCCAUGCUGCUGAACAUCCCCCCUCAGAAGACCCUGCUCCGCCGCCACCUGGCCACCGCCUUCACCUCCCUGGUGGGGACGCAGGCCACUCUGGAGAAACGGGAGUAUGCCAACGCCACCGGCCAUGCACCCCUCACUACCACCGCCAAAGUCCGGCCCAAGAAGCUUGGUUUCACCCACUUCAGUCACCUGAGGAAGAGAAGUCCAGAUAAUUUGGUGGACUACAUCUGCCCUAUAGACAGUGGGGGCCUUUCGGCCAUGAAGGGGGUUUCCCAUCGGCCGUACACAGGGGUCCGAGGCCUCAGCCCCAUCCUGGACAGAGAGCCAGAGAGGCGGGAGCAGGUGGGGCCCAAAAGCUGACACUGACGCUCCCCUCAGCCAAUGACUGCAAAUCUUAUGGCUUUUCACCCCACAUGCCGACGUAAACACAUGCUCUCCCUGAAUCAAGGUGCUGAUUCUGUGAUUCUGUGGAAAUUCUAAAGCAGUGAUUUUUUUUUUUUUCGCCAAAUGGUGAUUCACUGGACAAGCUACAGUGUGUGCAUAUAAUGAAUAUCAUCAGGAUGUGCUAAUUGGGUAUUUGCUGGACAUGCUGUAUGAUAAUUAGCUGGAUGUGCUAAUUACUUAUUUGCUGGAGAUGCAUAUUAAGUAACUGACCUGGAUAUGUUGAAAUCAUGACUGACCUGACAGGCUAAAUGAGGAUUCAUAAUGCUAUGGUUGUAUAAUGGUUCCCUUUGGAAGCUGCUCUCUGCAUUCCUGGAAAAAUGAGAUGGAUUGAAUUUUCCUGUCUUCUGCCAUUGCUUCAGAACAGGACCCUUAUGAUGUUACUGACCGUUGUAGCCUUCCUCCUUACCUUGCUGGAUUUAGCUUAGCUAUUAGCUUGGCUGCCUUGAGUUAUGGUACAAAUUAAUACCACUUCUAUAAGCUUCUUUGAUUUAUUUUGUGUUAUAUUUAAUAACUGGCAAAAUCAUAAUACAAGGUGCUCUCAUGAUAAUUCAGGUUUGCACACAAUACUCUACUCAAUUGGCCUAUAAUUAUAUUGAAAAUAAAGAAUAAUUUGCAGGUGAUUGUGUUUUGUAUGCUGAAUGUUUGAUAGUUUAGUUCAUUUUAAUCCUAAAUGCAUUAUUUAAUGUGGUGGAAGGUGGUUGAGGCCACACUAGCCAAUACUGACUCUGAAGCAAAGUGCUCUUGCUGGCUCCACUAUAACACACAUCAUGGAUUAUAGACAACGCUACAGCGGCUUCAAAUAAUUAUUCCGUCAAUGCACACCUGAAUUUACAGCAUUGCUACAUCUGUAGUAUACAAUAGUAUCAUCUGACUGGUAAGCCAUGAAUGCUAAAGUUUUCAGGUUGCUGAUUAAUGUUCCAUCAGGCAUCCACUGAGGACAGUUCUGUCUCUAGCUCAGACACUGAGGACAACAUGGUGAGUUUCAGCAUUGUUUUUCAGAGAACUGAAGAUAUGUUCUGUAUCAUACAGUAUGUAAAUUUCCCCCAUGGUGUUUCAGUGACGCUAUGGCUCAAGUUACAAUGCUGCAGUAGGUGGAGUAUAACUCAGUAUGUUGGACUACUGUUACGUACCAUGCUCCAUGUUAUUGCAACAUUAUGGUCUUCGUUGUAUCCUCAGGUCCAUCAUUAAAGUUAUGCUUUAACUUCUG
This is a messenger RNA of Salmo salar (Atlantic salmon), 4359 nucleotides long. Its product is annotated as liprin-beta-2. Lineage: Eukaryota; Metazoa; Chordata; Actinopteri; Salmoniformes; Salmonidae. Gene Ontology annotation, biological process: neuromuscular junction development. Gene Ontology annotation, cellular component: presynaptic active zone. The record is from RefSeq and is a predicted model, not a curated record. Gene Ontology annotation, molecular function: protein binding.